Solea senegalensis (Senegalese sole) is the source of this 664-nucleotide messenger RNA. RefSeq names its product histone H2A-like. Gene Ontology annotation, cellular component: nucleosome. The coding region runs from base 33 to 422 and encodes 129 amino acids. The transcript has a single exon. The record is from RefSeq and is a predicted model, not a curated record. Gene Ontology annotation, molecular function: protein heterodimerization activity; structural constituent of chromatin; DNA binding. NCBI's taxonomy places the organism in Eukaryota, Metazoa, Chordata, Actinopteri, Pleuronectiformes, Soleidae.
UCUGACACUUGAAAUCAAACAACAACGACAUUAUGUCUGGAAGAGGUAAAACCAGUGCCGGCAAAGCCAGAGCCAAGGCAAAGACCCGCUCCUCCAGGGCCGGGCUCCAGUUCCCCGUGGGCCGUGUCCACAGGCUGUUGAGGAAGGGCAACUACGCCCAGCGUGUGGGCGCCGGCGCCCCCGUCUACCUGGCGGCCGUGCUCGAGUACCUGACCGCUGAGAUCCUGGAGCUGGCCGGAAACGCCGCCCGCGACAACAAGAAGACCCGCAUCAUCCCGCGCCACCUGCAGCUGGCUGUCCGCAACGACGAGGAGCUCAACAAGCUGCUGGGCGGAGUCACCAUCGCUCAGGGCGGAGUCCUGCCCAACAUUCAGGCUGUUCUCCUGCCCAAGAAGACCGAGAAGGCCGCGUCCAAGAAGUGAACGCGGACCCUUCAACACAACAACGGCUCUUUUAAGAGCCACACACUUUCUCUGAGACUAUUUAAAACCUCUUCUAUAGCACAUACUAAGUUUUUGUCAUAAUACAUACUUACAGUUUAGGUUAUAAUCUAAGUAACCUCUUAGAUAUGUAAUAUAUAAAAACAAUAUAUAACCAUGUUCUACUUGUACACACAAGCUUUUUAACAUCAGAAUACAUGUCGUUUUCCUUCUCUAACAGCAGC